AGCCUGAGGACAGCACGCGUUUGAGAGACAACCUCCUGACACACACACACACAUAGACUCAAGUGCAUUCUGUGUACUCAAUAUACCAACACAGAGGCGAGCAGAUCUGCUGGAAACCACAGAGAAUUGAAAGACUGGAGCACACCUCCCCCUCCUCUUCCCCCCUUUCUCUCUCACUCUCUCUCUCUCUCUCUCUGUGUCCUCCUCUUUCUGAGCAUUACAGCAAGGCAUUGCGCAGGAUUUAACUCCCCUCCUUCAUCUCCCUCUUCUUUAUUUUAAUCGUUUUUUUUUUCUUCCUCCAAUCCAUCUCUCCUUCUGUGGCAGCCGUUGCUCUUGGCAGCGGAAGGAUAUAUUCAUUUCCAUAUUGGAGCGUUACGAGAACUGCUAUUCGCUCAUUUCUCCCACAGCCGUGUGUGUGCGCACGCGUGUGUGUGUGUGAGAGAGAGUGUGUGUGUGAGCUUGGGGUGGGGGGGGGGACGUCGAAAAGGACAACAUCUAAAGACGUCUCGUCACUGGCCUCAUAUCGCUGCCUGUGGAGGCUGGCAUCAGGGCCAGCUGAUGUCACAGCAGAUCUGAGGCAGCUGCAGUCGUAGAAGCGCAGAAAUGCAGCUCAGCACUGCACCUACAGUGGGUCGCAGGAGGAGAGGAAAUCUGGACAGCCAAGGUCUGCUAGGUGUGCUGAGUGUGUGUGCUACGUUACUGCAGUUAUGCGCUGGCUGUCCUUCAGAGUGUGUGUGUAACUCACUGGAAGCUAACUGCAGUGGGCGGAGUCUAGUAUCUGUGCCCGCUCUCACUUCUCUCCCGGAGGGCACACAUACCCUCCUUCUGGCCAAUAACCGCCUCUCCUCCCUUCCCGUCUCUGCCUUCGCCAACCUAAGCACCCUGGAGACACUCGACCUAUCCAAUAACUAUUUGGACAACCUGCCUUCCAGACUGUUCCGUGAGCUGAGUAACCUGAGUGAUUUGAGUUUGCGUAACAACAGCCUGACGAUUUUGAAUCGUGAGAUAUUUCGUGGCCUGACCCUGCUGCGGAGACUGGAUCUGUCUCUGAACGGCUUGGCCGCUGUGCCGCUGGGCCUGCUGGAUGAGCUGCAAAGGCUGACCUGGCUCUCCUUGGCUGGGAACAGACUUCAUGCUCUGGAGAGAGCCACAUUUGAGCCUCUCGUCAACCUUCAGCACCUGGAGCUGGGCAUGAACCCCUGGGAGUGUGACUGCAACCUGAGAGACUUCAAACACUGGAUGGAGUGGCUAAUAUAUCGAGGUGGUUAUGUCGAUGCCGUUGAGUGUACACUUCCGAAGGACUUAAGGGGUCGUGACAUCAGGGGCGUUCCUGUGGAGAUGUUCAACUACUGUCUGCAAUUGGAAGAUGAGAAUGGGGGCGGGUCUGGGAGCACAAAGAGUGGAUCUCCACCUUGUUUUCGAGGGACAGCCGCUCCGUCGUCUGAAGGUGCAGUGGUGCGUACGGAGGCGGAGCUACCAGACUGUGUGAAGCAUCGUUAUCGGCCGGUCAGUGUUCGCAGGGCGAUCGGUACAGUAGUGAUCGCUGGUGUGGUCUGUGGAAUCGUGUGUAUCAUGAUGGUGGCUGCUGCAGCGUAUGGCUGCAUUUAUGCCUCUCUAAUGGCAAAAUACCAACGAGAGCUAAAGAAGAGGCAGCCGUUGAUGGGUGAUGCAGAGGCAGAAGCCGACAAUGAGGAGAAACAUAUUUCAUCAGUUGCAUAGGGUAAUGGGGGAGAGGGGUCAGAGUUCAGAGGUCAGCCACAAAUCUAAAGAACCCUUUACUGGUUGAGCUGCACAUUUGAUGAUCAUUUAGCUGACCAGUGGAGGAUUCAUCAUCCCUGUUUCCUGUCUCUCUGUCCUUCCUGAGACCUUCUCUGACUCUCAGACUUACACUUUACUCAAUGUCUAAACUUUGGCCUAAGACCUUUGACCUAUUUGCCCCAGGACAAGAGGGACCACUCAGCACUUUAGAACUUCCCUACCCUCCUCCAGUGUUGAGAGGAUCUCAGCAGAGGAGGUGUGGAUGCAACUGUUCACAGUUCUGAACCCUGAUAUUUCUAGAGGAUCGUGUGCUGUCAUUAGCAUUAGCCUCUGUAGCAGCCCAAUCAUCAACCCAAACCUCAGAAUCAUAAUUCUAAUCCCAACCCUUAAUCCUAGACCUUUAACUCUAAUCCCAACCUCUCAAAACUAAUCCAAGCCCUCAACUAGAAUCCUAUCACUUCAAUACUAAUCUCAACUCUUACCAUAACCAUCACCUCUAACACAGUCUACACUGGGUCACACAUGCAAGUGGGACAACACAUCAAAAGCCAAUAACACUCAUUAUGAUCAAUGCUAUCUACAAUGGAUACAUUGUGAUGCAUUACACCAUAAACUGGUGCCCCGAUUUCUGACAUAUUACAUGGGCUUGUCCAACUUCCCGAAAAAAUGUUUGGAAUGUUGACUUUAAAGUGUCCCAUGUAGACUGCCUCACUCUUGUGUCAACCGAUGUGCUUGGUUUAGAAAUGGUGUAAUCAUAAACCUCCAACUCUACAACCAAGCCUUCACUCCUGAACCAUUCUACAAUUCUCCUAAAUGUACAACACAAAUCCCGAUCAUACCCUAAACCUCCUCAAUCCCUAAUCUAAACCCCCAGCCCUAAAACUCAGACAGUAACCCAUACCCUUACCAUAAACCUCCAUCAUGAAUCCUAACCCCCAACUAUAACCCUAAGCCUCCAACACUAAUAUUAACCCCCAACCCUGAACCUCCAACAUGAAUCCCUACCCCUUACCAUGAACCUCCAUCACUAAUCUGAACCCACAAACCUGUACCUCCAACAUGAAUCCCUACCUCCUACCAUGAGCCUCCAUCAUCAAUCUUAACCCCCAACUCUACCCCUAAACCUUCAACACUAUUCUAAACCACCAAAUCCUAACCCUGUAACACUGUUACCAUAAACACCCAUGACUAAUCAUAACCAUUCUACAAUUCUAACCCUAAGCCUUCAACGCUAAUCUUAAACCUCAACCCUGAACCUUCUACAUGAAUUCCAACCCUUACCAAAAGCCUCUGUCACCAAUCUAAACCCACAACCAUAGACCGUCAAUGGUAAUCCCUGCCUUUACCAUAAAUCUCCAUCAGUAAUAUGAACCCCAUAACUCUAAAUCUCCAUCACCAUUCCAAACAUUCAACUCUUACCCUAAACCUUCAGCUCUACUCCCAACCCAAACAUUAAACCCCAAUACUAACUCUCUCCUCCAACCUUAAUUGUAACCCUUAACCCUACCCCAGUGUGAACUUAACAUCAUAACCCCUACAUAUCAUAUUUGAAAUAUUCCCACCUAAUUUAUCAGCUAUAAUAUAUUCGAUACAAUGUGAUGUGAUCCCAGUUUUAUGUUUAUACGUGUGAGGUUUGUCCUUUGUAUUGUGUGAUAAUUUGUGUUGAUAACAUUGUUUUGUUUCGAUUAAUGUUUGCUAUUUCUCCAUGUUCAUCUCUAGAGGUCAGAUGUGUUUUUGUAAGACUAGAAGAAUCCAGGUGUCUAUUGUGAAGUGUCUUGAAGUAUCGUGAAGUGCUAAUUUAGAGCAGGCUGAGGACUCUGUGAUGUUAGUGGAGGGUGGCAGAUUGUGGCUACUGGAACUGUUAAUUACACCUUGGUGGCUAAUGAUGCACAGUGGCCCUACAGGAUAGCUGCCCUCUAAACAAAUCCAGAAAAAGACAAUAGCUGAGGUGGAAAUAAACCUUCUCUUUAUUAAGAUAGACUUUUCUGUGCAAUAUAAAUCAAUGUCUUUGUUGAUCUGUUGUUUAAUUCUGGACUAGGAUGUCAUAUCUGAUUUAGUCGGAUCUUUUCUCUUGGGCUGGCAAUGGAGGAGAAUCGAUUGCGCCUGUGUGAUCAAUUUUCUGCUUGUGGACCAAUUUGCAUAAUCCGCUUUUCCUUGAGGGCAGAAGUUGUUUAGACUAAAUAUUUCAGAUAAAUUUGACUUAAACUUUCAGAAGCCCACAGAUAUUAUCAAUAUAAGCUUUUCUGCAGCAAUCAACCUCAGUGACUGGACGAAAAAAAGGGAAAGAAGGCUGUCAAAAACUAGCUUGCACAUUGGUAACAUGAACCAACAUAGAGUCAUAAUGUUGCCAAUAACGUCAUCAUUGAGUGUCUUGCACAAUGCUGCCAUCUAUAGGAAGGAUGUACAGUAGGCACAAGGGUGUGGAGCAAAUCUCACACCACCUCAUCAGGAUGCUCUUCCGCUGUUACUAUAGCAACAAUCUUUCCCACACUCUAUUCAUUACCAAUGCAAAUUACUGGUUAGGUUGCUGGCAAAAAGUUGUAAAUCAAAGUACCACUAAUGUGUGUGCUAAUACCCACACCAGCAGUUAAGUGUCCAGGACUUUGUCUCUGUGUUCAGUGAUAUUUGCAGCCAUAAGCUGAGUAUAUAUAAGUACAGAUAUACAUGUAUUCAAAAGUACGUUGAAUAUAUGUAUAUAUAUUUUAAUCUGUGUCUUACAAAUUAUUUAUGAACAAUAACUUGAUUGCAAAAAUAGAGUAUACUUUUCCCUGUGUUUCCUGUGCAAACUCCUUUAGUAGAGGAACUCUUAAAAAUCCUUUGUCAGAGAAUUCAGAGAAAACUCAUGAAUUAUUAAUGAGAGGAGUUUCAUCUAAUGGUUGCGGUCUCUCCUGCCAUUACUGUUCAUUUAGCUCUUAUUUUAUGCAGCAUGUGUCAAAGGCCUGUACUCUGCACGGGGCGACAAAACACAUACCCUGUAUCCUCUUGUUAUGAAAAGAAAGAAGGAAAAAAAAAAAGACAAAAGCACUUUUGCCACUGGUGGACUAAUACUUUCCUGUCAAAUUGCACUUAUUGCGAAUAUUCUCAAAAGUGAGCACAUGCUUCACGAUGUCAACAAUGCGGUUAAUCUGAAUAUAAACCGACAGAGCAGUCGUGAUGUUAUGUCAGUGGAUAUGAAGGGCGGUUUAUAAAUGAGCAAUGACUCAGCUGGGGUGUGUCUACUCUGUCCUGGCCUUACCUAUAAGAGCAGGGAUACAACACAAACUUCACUACGCACCCUUGCUAAAUAAAGGCUUUGUAAAUCCCAGUUCAUGGAUGAAAGUAAAACAAUUUGCCCAUUUGACUGAGCUGAAAGAAUCUUCAAAAUCAUUAUGAAGUUUCGGUUUAAUACCUUAUAGCUUAUUGAUGUGACCCUUUCUUCACUUGACCUUUUUUCUAAGAAUGACAUGAGAUACUUCUUUAUAUUUUCGCUUGAUAAAAAUCAGUUGGAAAUAUGAUUUGUGAGCUGUGAUAUAAUUCUGUGUUAAAAAUGAAUAAAGAAUGUAUUUCCGUAA
Molecule: messenger RNA, 5309 nt
Organism: Carassius gibelio (silver crucian carp)
Lineage: Eukaryota; Metazoa; Chordata; Actinopteri; Cypriniformes; Cyprinidae
Gene: lrtm2a
Product: leucine-rich repeats and transmembrane domains 2a
Exons: 4
Coding region: 604-1719 (371 amino acids)
Cellular component (GO): plasma membrane
Molecular function (GO): protein binding
Source: RefSeq, a predicted model, not a curated record